UUCCUCCCCCAUACCCUAAUAAGCUCCCAAUCUCACUUCAGAUUGGAGUCGCAAACAACGCACAUACACCAGCCAUGGCGACGCGCCACCUCCUCAAGCUCUCUCGCCGCUCUCACCGAGCUCUAGCAGCCGCCACCAUCACCACCAGAUCCGCUUCAACCGCCACCGCCGUUUCCAGCGUCUCCGACACUCCAACACCAGCGCCACCACAUCCCAAUCAAAUGAUCUACGAUCGCGUCGCGGAACAAGUCAAAUCGAAGCUCAAGCGAUUGGAAAAUCCCGACCCUAGGUUCCUCAAACACAACUCCCCAUACCCUACGCUAAUCGAUCACACAUCUAUCCUCACCUACCCCGAGACACGUGUCACCACUUUUCCUAACGGUCUCCGAGUCGCCACCGAGUCUAACCUCGCAUCCAAGACGGCCACCGUCGGUGUAUGGAUCGAUGCAGGCUCUCGGUUUGAGACCGAAGACAACAACGGUGUUGCUCAUUUUCUUGAGCAUAUGAUAUUUAAGGGGACAGCUAAGAGGUCGGUUAGGGCUUUGGAGGAGGAAAUUGAGAAUAUGGGAGGGCAUUUGAAUGCGUAUACUUCGAGGGAACAAACGACUUAUUACUCCAAAGUGAUGGGAGAAGACGUGCCUAAGGCUCUAGAUAUUCUAUCGGACAUAUUGCAGAACUCGUCUUUUGACGAAAGACUGAUUAACCGUGAGCGUGACGUGAUUCUUCGCGAGAUGGAAGAGGUGGGAUUGCAGACCGAGGAAGUAAUUUUUGAUCAUUUGCAUGCUACUGCUUUCCAGUACACUCCCCUUGGUAGGACCAUUCUUGGACCUGCUGAGAACAUCCAGAAGAUAACAAAGAAGGAUAUUCAAGAUUACAUUUCAACCCACUAUGCUGCACACAGAAUGGUAAUUUCUGCCUCUGGAGCUGUUAAGCAUGAGGAUGUCGUAGAGCAUGUGAAGAAGAUGUUCACAAAGUUAUCUGCCAAUCCCAUCACUACAACACAGUUGGUAGAAAAGGAGCCUGCAGUAUUCACUGGAUCAGAGGUCCGUAUGAGGGAUGAUGAUUUGCCUCUUGCUCAAUUUGCCGUUGCCUUUAAUGGGGCAUCAUGGACGGAUCCAGAUUCUAUUGCUUUGAUGGUCAUACAAGCCAUGCUUGGAUCAUGGAACAAAAAUGCAGGAGGUGGCAAACAUAUGGGCUCACAGCUUGCUCAGAUGGUGGGAAUUAAUGAACUUGCUGAGAGCAUGAUGGCUUUCAACACCAACUAUAAAGACACUGGGCUAUUUGGUGUCUAUGCUGUUGCUAAGCCGGAUUGCUUGGAUGAUUUGUCUUUUGCAAUAAUGCAAGAGAUAAGCAAACUAUGUUACCGAGUCGGGGAGGAUGAUGUCAUUCGUGCUCAAAAUCAGCUUAAAUCUUCAUUGCUUCUCCACCUGGAUGGAACCAGCCCUAUUGCUGAAGACAUUGGACGGCAGUUGAUUACAUAUGGGCGUAGAAUCCCAUUUGCUGAGUUAUUUGCCCGAAUUGAUGCAGUUGAUGCUGCCACCAUCAAACGUGUGGCUAACAAAUUCAUAUUUGACCAGGACAUAGCUAUAGCAGCAUCAGGGCCAGUGAAGCUAUUGCCGGACUACAAUUGGUUCCGACGUCGUACUUACAUGCUCCGCUACUAGGCUCUUUGUUUUGUUUUCUAUUUAUAUCCAUUUUUAGCAUGAGGCAUGCUUCCUUAGAUACCCAUUUGUAUGGGUGGGUAUGAUUCGUUUCCAUGCGAGAAUAAAUAGGGCGUUUUCUGCAGUGCUUCUAUCUUGUACAAUCUAUACAACCAAAUGUAUACUUGACUUGUAUUUGGGGUUUGUUUUUAUCAUGUUUUGUCUGAAGGGAUGGUGUUCUGUGUUUUUUAGAAGAAUAUAUAAUCGGAAAAUACUCACGCUUCUCAUC
This is a messenger RNA of Cynara cardunculus var. scolymus (artichoke), 1929 nucleotides long. RefSeq names its product probable mitochondrial-processing peptidase subunit beta, mitochondrial. The record is from RefSeq and is a predicted model, not a curated record. Bases 75 to 1664 code for a protein of 529 amino acids. Gene Ontology annotation, molecular function: metalloendopeptidase activity; metal ion binding. Gene Ontology annotation, cellular component: mitochondrion. NCBI's taxonomy places the organism in Eukaryota, Viridiplantae, Streptophyta, Magnoliopsida, Asterales, Asteraceae. The transcript is spliced from 9 exons. Gene Ontology annotation, biological process: proteolysis.